Messenger RNA from Sphenostylis stenocarpa, 639 nucleotides. Lineage: Eukaryota; Viridiplantae; Streptophyta; Magnoliopsida; Fabales; Fabaceae. The record is from the annotation of a GenBank genome assembly.
AUGGCAACUGAGGAAGAAGAGAAGGUGCAUGGUGCAGAUGGUCAAGAAACAAAGGCCAUGGAUCUGGUUGGUUGUCUUCGAUGCUUCAUGUACGUCAUGUUAUCAGAGGUGGAUCCAAAGUGCCCUAAGUGCAAGAGCACAGCAUUUAUCGAUUUGAGGGAGAUGGUGUGGAACGCAGCUCCUCUGGUACUUCACGAGGAACAGUGGAAAGUCCAUCUUCUUGAGGGAAAUAUAAUUUCCCAGGAACUUUUUGGUAAAACGAUGCAUUCAAAAGCCACUGUUUUGCUUCACUUGAUAUUGAAAAUGGAGCUGCAUGCUGCUAGAUGGAUUUUUUCUUCAAGAUUAAAAUGUGUGCUUGAAGAGUCUGUAAGACGUAUGAAUAAAUUUCUACAUGAAGGAUUCAUGGAUGUGAAGGGUCUUGUUUUGUGCAAGGUUGACAUAUAUGCAGCGAUCAAUUUUGGUACUGAGAAGGUAAAGAAGAUCAACUGCUUCUUUGAAAAAUUAACUGAUAAUACUAGUUUGAAAAAAUACAUUGUUCUGAGUUCAUCGAUAUUGUUAGCUACAUCGAAAAUAUUGUUGAUUUUGGCGAUGUCAGCAAAAUUAGUCAUCAGGAUAAGUGUUAUCUAUUUGAACAAGUAG